AAAAAUUCAACUCCAAAAAGGGGAGAUAAUUCUAAUGUUACAGCAGAACAGUUGCGUGGCCAGCAUAACGAAUAUGGCUGACUGGAGGAACGGCCGUGUCAACAGCAACGGGCGAACAGAAGCAAUGCUGGAGGAGGAGAAUUCGGCCCAUGUCGAUGGAUUAUCCAGUAAAAUAUCGCGACUAAAAGGGUUGGCGUUAGACAUAGAAUCUGAUACGAAAGAUUCCAACAGAUAUCUUGAUGGAAUGGGCACAGACUUCGACAGUUCCCAGGGCCUGCUCACUGGCAGCAUGAACAGAAUCUCCCACAUGAUCAACUCUGGGAAAUCCAACCGGAAAAUGAUGUGCUACAUUAUCAUGGGCCUCAGUGCACUCUUCUUCCUCUCUUAUUACCUCGUCCUGAAAGUGAGGGCAUAGGCUACAAGCUGGGACAGGCAACGGUGGCAGUGAUCGACUGGGGUACUGCCUUAAGGGCAGAGCAAAAGACUUGGCCCCUUGGACCUGGGAGGUGUUCGAUGUGUGAGUGUGUGAGUGUAUUUAUGCAUAUGUGAAUGUCUGUAUAUAUUAAUGUAUAUGUGAAUACAUAUAUAUAUAUAUAUGUAUAUAUAUAUGUAUUUAUGUGUGUGAGUGUGUAUUGGUGUGUGUGUGUGUAUAUGUAAUGUAUUACGUAUGUAUAUAUAUGUCCGUGUGUGUGUGCGCGUGUUUGCAUACAUAUUCAUUCAAAGCUGAAAUAGUGACAAAGAGUCAUCAACUUCAAAUAAAUAAACUGUUAUAUUAAGCA
This is a messenger RNA of Octopus sinensis (East Asian common octopus), 779 nucleotides long. Its product is annotated as BET1-like protein. The record is from RefSeq and is a predicted model, not a curated record. Gene Ontology annotation, cellular component: Golgi trans cisterna; SNARE complex. Gene Ontology annotation, biological process: regulation of retrograde vesicle-mediated transport, Golgi to ER; retrograde transport, endosome to Golgi. Gene Ontology annotation, molecular function: SNAP receptor activity. The transcript is spliced from 4 exons. Lineage: Eukaryota; Metazoa; Mollusca; Cephalopoda; Octopoda; Octopodidae. Bases 35 to 415 code for a protein of 126 amino acids.